Messenger RNA from Pipistrellus kuhlii (Kuhl's pipistrelle), 528 nucleotides. RefSeq names its product selenoprotein W (gene SELENOW). Gene Ontology annotation, cellular component: cytosol. The transcript has 6 exons. Lineage: Eukaryota; Metazoa; Chordata; Mammalia; Chiroptera; Vespertilionidae. Gene Ontology annotation, biological process: response to selenium ion. The record is from RefSeq and is a predicted model, not a curated record.
GGGCGGGGAGGCAGGUCCGGGCGGCGCGGUCCUCCCCGGCGCACAUCCGAGUCCGCGCCCCGAGGAGGCGGCGCCGCGAUGCAGCGCUCCCGGGCGGCGGCGCUGGCCGUCAGGGUGGUGUACUGUGGAGCCUGAGGCUACAAGCCCAAGUAUCUUCAGCUCAAGCAGAAGCUGGAGGAUGAGUUCCCCGGACGCCUGGACAUCUGCGGCGAGGGGACGCCCCAGGUCACCGGGUUCUUUGAAGUCAUGGUAGCGGGGAAGCUGGUUCACUCUAAGAAGGGCGGCGACGGCUACGUGGACACGGAGAGCAAGUUCCUGAAGCUGGUGGCCGCCAUCAAGGCCGCCCUGGCCCAGGCCGUGUGUCCCGAGGGCGGAGCCCCGUGACCUUGGCCCAGCCCCUCCCGGCAGACGCUUCAUGACGGAUGGACUGAAAUGUCUCCAGACGCCGGUCUCUUCCUGAUGUCCUGCAGCUGCCGGGCUGACAGCCCCUGGUCUUCACCUGUGUGAAUGUGAGUGUGUGUGUGUGUG